Melanaphis sacchari is the source of this 3144-nucleotide messenger RNA. Its product is annotated as cilia- and flagella-associated protein 52-like. The coding region runs from base 631 to 2994 and encodes 787 amino acids. NCBI's taxonomy places the organism in Eukaryota, Metazoa, Arthropoda, Insecta, Hemiptera, Aphididae. The record is from RefSeq and is a predicted model, not a curated record. The transcript has 2 exons. Gene Ontology annotation, molecular function: protein binding. Gene Ontology annotation, biological process: cilium assembly.
UAGUAUUAAACAUCCAAUUUUUAUUUCAGAUUUCGAACGGUGAGUAAAAACUCGUAAUAUGUCUUAUUGGCUUAUUAUCAGUACUUAGGUAGUAAAAGGUAGUAAAACAAAUAAAAUAUAUAUAUUAUCGAAACAUCAACCAACAAGUGUAAGUCAGUCUGAUAACAAAGGUAUUUGUUGUUUUGGUUUUUUCAUUAAAGGUCUCUGUUCGUAGCCUGAGAAUCGUUUUUUGACUACGAUCUAAUCGAACUCGAUGGUUUUUAUAUACACCGUUGGUUACGGGUUCGACAAAACCUUCCUCAGUGGAUAAAACACCCCCAACCCCUUGUGGCUCGUACAUUGGUUGCUAUGGAGUUAAAAGGAAAACACGCUUCGAAGUUAUCAGUUAAACGAUCGGCUUCUCCGUAUCACACCAUUCGCGUUUCAUCGUCGCAGAUAGUAGGUGCCUCUUCUUAUACAUUAAAUUAUUUUCUAUUGCUAAUAGGCAACAUUUAGGUAUAGUCAUAUCAUCACGGUUCGAGUUAAUUAGGUACUACAGUGGUCCCGUGUGGUGACAUACCUCUACGACACGUAUAGAAGUAGAGAAUGACUCGUAGUACGUAAAAAAUCCUCCACACAGCUGCAGGAAACAUGGACGGCGAAAUCGUUGUGCAGGACCUCGAGCUACAAUCGCUGAUCGGAUUCGACGGCAAUCCUCUGAACGGCCUCAUACUGCACCCGGACGGCGUUCAUCUGGUGUACCCGCUCGGCACCAAUAUCACGGCCUACAAUUGGCACACGAAAGCCCAGCGGUUCUUCGAGGGGCACACGAACGUGAUAUCGGCCGUCACGGUGUCGACUUCUGGCCGGUACGUGGGUUCGGGUCAGGUGAACUACAUGGGAUUCCGGUCGCCGAUAAUCGUGUGGUGCUUCCACACCGGGCAGGUGGUCGCUAAAUACGAGUCGCACAAGGUGCGCGUCGAAUCCGUCGCGUUCUCGUGCUGCGAGAACUUUCUGAUAUCGCUGGGCGGCGUCGACGACGGUUCGGUGAUCGUCUACGACAUCGACAAGCGGGAGGUGCUGUGCGGGUCGUCGUCCGUCAAGUCGACCGCUGGCACGGCGACGGUGCUCCGGCCGGUGCACACGCGCGGCGAGUGUUUCGUCGUGGCCGGCGAUAACAUACUCAGGCUGUGGACGCUAAACAGGGAACAGCGAAACAUUCAGGGGCUGGACGGUUCGUUCGCCAAGAUCAAGCGCAAGAUCCUGUGCACCGUUAUCGACCGGCUGGACGAGUAUGCGUACUGCGGCACCAGCACUGGAGACGUGAUGAAAAUCAAACUGAACUUCUCGGCCGACACGGCCGUGGUGGCGCCUACCAACGCUCCGACCCUGGUCGGGUGUUUCGCCAAGCACCCGCCAGCCGGUAAGAACAGGCGCGGCGUUUCCGCCACAGCCGCCGUGGAACUGUAUAGCAAAGGGAUCACGGCGCUGUACCUGGUCGCGGACGGCACCAUGUUGGUGGGUUCCGGGGACGGCGUCAUCGAACUGGUCAAGCAGAGGGCCCGCGACGACGGUCGCGGUUCCGGUGGUCGCAGCUCGUACAGUAAAACGGGUAGCACGCGGCUGGCAACGCCCACCCGCCCGCUGCUGGUGGCCAUCAAGUCGGCCAACGUCGAUUCGUCCGUGACCAGCAUACAGCUGAUGGACGACGGCGUCGUGCUGGUGGGCACCGUCGACUGCGAGCUGUUCGCUGUCCGGGCGCGCGACUUCGACGUCACUUGCCUGUUCACGUGCCACACGUCUGUGGUGUACGAUCUGGCGUUCCCACACGACUACAGCAAGGUGUUCGCCACCGCCAGCAAGCACGACGUGCGCGUCUGGUCCGUGGACACGCUGCAGGAGCUGCUCCGAAUCACCGUGCGCAACUUCACGUGCUCCGGCGUGCUGUUCUCGUACGACGGCGCGCAGAUCGUCACGUCGUGGAACGACGGCAACAUCCGGAUAUUCGCCCCGGAAACCGGGCGGCUGCUGUACGCCAUCAACAACUGUCAUAACAAGGGCGUGUCGGCGAUCGCCAUGUCCAAGGACGGCCGGAAGCUGCUGAGCGGCGGCGGCGAGGGCCAGGUCCGGGUGUGGCAGGUGAACAACCUCAACGGGGCGCUGCAGGCCGUGCUCAAGGAGCACAAGGGCCCGGUGAGCUCGAUCGACGUGCACCAGUUGGGCCAUGAGGCGAUCACGGCUAGCGCGGACGGCACGUGCGUCGUCUGGGACAUUGUCCGGUUCACGCGACUAUCCAUCAUGUUCUCAUCGACGAUAUUCACCAGCGCCAAGUACCAUCCUAAUGGCGCCCAACUGCUCACUUGUGGCACUAAUAGGUACAUUGGAUUCUGGGAGGCGCUCGACGGGUCGUUGAUACGCGAGAUCGAAGGAUCGUCGGCGUCGGCGCUCAACUCGCUCGACGUUACGCCAAACGGUAAGUACAUCGUCACCGGUAGUUCAGAUCAAAUGGUGAAAGUGUGGCUGUACAACGAGGGGGUACCCACGCAUGUCGGUGUGGGUCACGCGGGUGUGGUGACAAACGUGAAGGUAAGCCCGGACGGUAAGUUCGUAGUGAGCACGAGCGCGGACGGCGGCAUAUUCCUGUGGCGUUUUCCGCACGUCGCGGACACCGCACCACCCGGCAGCCGGUGCAGCGCAAACAGUGGUGGUGGCGGUGCAGGCAGUCUGCGGGAACAGCAGACCGACCGCUCAAGGCAGCUGUCGCUAAAGAAGACGUUACCGGCUAGGAAGGAGAACAUCAACGUCAUAUCCAAGGCGCAAAAGGUACGGACGGACGCGGAUGGUAGCGGAUCGUCGACUGCGGCGACGUCAUUGAAAGUAACAGGUGACGGAAAUACCGUCGAAAAAGCCGUCGAUGGAUCGGUAAAAUGUCUGUGCCGGCGAGGGUCGACGGCCACUUGCGUUCGUUGCGACCACGGUACAGAGAGCUGGAAGGUCAAACCGUUUGCCCGAUGACGAGUACCUAAAUUAUUAUUUGUACUAAGCAGUACAAUAAAUUAUAAUUUAAAGCAUGGACUUUACCCCAUUUUGGCGUUGUAAAGUAUUUGUGUAAAAUUAUUGAAAUACUCUUUUGAAUUUAUUUAAUACAAUUGUUUAAAUACUAAU